AUGGGCAAGAAAAGACGCGGCCACGUCGAUGUCGAGGAGCUGCUCGGUCGGCCCUGGUGCUACUACUGCGAACGAGACUUUGAAGACCUAAAGCUCCUCAUCUCCCACCAAAAAGCCAAACAUUUCAAGUGCGAGCGAUGCGGUCGCCGAUUAAACACAGCCGGAGGUCUCUCCGUCCAUAUGAACCAGGUGCACAAGGAAACCGUCAACCAGGUCGAGAACGCGCUGCCGAACCGCCAGGGGCUCGACGUCGAAAUCUUUGGCAUGGAGGGCGUGCCGCAGGACAUUCUCGAGCAGCACCGCACGCGCAUCAUCCAAAACUUCUACCAGGCCCAGGAGAACCGCCGCCUCGCGACCGGCAACCCCCUGCCCGGGCAGUCGCUCAACAGCGCCCGCAGGAAGAUUCACCACGAGACGGCCGAGGAGCUGCUCCGGCGGCUGGCCGAGUGGCGCGCGCACAAGAAAGCUGGCACGCUGCCCCCGACGGCGGACAGCACCGCCAACCAAUACGCUGAUGCUCUGCCGCAACGCCAUGCUGCUCCUGGCGGCGAUGACAUUGAUCAGCUGAUUCGCUCGGCGGCGGCCGGCGGCGAGCCCGACAAGAACAAAAAGGAUCGCGACGGCAAAAAGUCGAGGCUGGUGUACGACGACGCAGAGGUCAGCCCCGAGGAGAGAAUGUCGCAGCUGCCGCGGUACGCCUACCAGCCUGCCGUUGCUGCUUGA
Messenger RNA from Akanthomyces muscarius, 723 nucleotides. RefSeq lists its product as uncharacterized. The coding region runs from base 1 to 723 and encodes 240 amino acids. The record is from RefSeq and is a predicted model, not a curated record. Gene Ontology annotation, cellular component: nucleus. Gene Ontology annotation, molecular function: DNA binding. The transcript has 4 exons. NCBI's taxonomy places the organism in Eukaryota, Fungi, Ascomycota, Sordariomycetes, Hypocreales, Cordycipitaceae.